Pyrgilauda ruficollis (rufous-necked snowfinch) is the source of this 543-nucleotide messenger RNA. It is a transcript of the gene NKAIN3, whose product is annotated as sodium/potassium transporting ATPase interacting 3. Gene Ontology annotation, biological process: regulation of sodium ion transport. The transcript has 5 exons. Lineage: Eukaryota; Metazoa; Chordata; Aves; Passeriformes; Passeridae. The record is from RefSeq and is a predicted model, not a curated record. Bases 1 to 543 code for a protein of 180 amino acids.
AUGGGCUGCUGCACGGGGCGCUGCACGCUGAUCUUCCUCUGCUCGCUGCAGCUGCUGGCAGCAUUAGAGAGACAAAUCUUUGACUUCCUGGGUUUCCAGUGGGCUCCUAUCCUUGGCAAUUUCCUACAAAUAAUAGUUGUCAUUUUGGGUUUGUUUGGAACCAUCCAGUUUAGGCCUCGAUAUAUAGUUGUGUACACGGUGUGGACUGCCCUGUGGGUCACCUGGAAUGUUUUCAUUAUCUGCUUCUAUUUGGAAGUAGGCGGGCUUUCUAAGGAAACGGAUCUCAUGACCUUUAACAUCUCAAUGCACCGCUCCUGGUGGCGGGAGCACGGGCCCGGCUGCAUACGAAGGGUGGUGCGUCCUUCUUCCCCUGGCAUCCUCGAGGAUUACUCCUAUGUCUCCGUGACAGGCUGCAUCAUUGAUUUCCAGUACCUAGAGGUCAUUCACAGUGCUAUCCAAAUACUGCUCUCCCUGAUUGGAUUUGUGUAUGCCUGUUAUGUGAUCAGUAUUUUCAUGGAGGAGGAGGACAGCUGUAAGUACUGA